Molecule: messenger RNA, 1053 nt
Organism: Aspergillus pseudoviridinutans
Lineage: Eukaryota; Fungi; Ascomycota; Eurotiomycetes; Eurotiales; Aspergillaceae
Exons: 1
Coding region: 1-1053 (350 amino acids)
Biological process (GO): ATP generation from poly-ADP-D-ribose; nucleotide-sugar metabolic process; regulation of DNA repair
Cellular component (GO): nucleus; cytoplasm
Molecular function (GO): poly(ADP-ribose) glycohydrolase activity
Source: RefSeq, a predicted model, not a curated record
AUGCCGGCCCAUCCAUGGCAGACAGAGUCCUUCACGAAUCUGGCACCUUGGUACUCGGUUGGAGAGGCAAUGCACCAGGGUGCUGUGCAGGCGUAUCUAACCGCACUGUUCACAUAUUUCCAAGCCAUAGUGGCCUCCGAACAAGACAGUGGAAUUUUACACCAUUCAGUAGAAGACUGGCCCAUUAUUUUCUCGUCAAUAGUGAUGCCUGAGGACCAAUUACACUCACUUCUUCGCAAUGCACCAGCCUCAUUAAGCCACUUGGCAGUUGUCCAACUCCCACACCAAUCAACAGACAUCGCAUACCUCGGUCUUCCAGAUGGCGCAUGCGUGAUAUCCGCUAAUAAGUGCGUGGGAUUUGGUGCGACAGGUACUCAAGAAGAGCUUCAAGUGGGUAUUUCCCCCGAGGCGUACCCAGUGACACUGCUAGCGCCCCCUCUGAAGGACCGCCAGGUCCUCAUCUGCCAAGGUGUCGAAGCAAUGGUUACUACUAAAGGACAUGGGAGAUGGGCCUCCUUGGACGAAAUAUUGCAUGGUAGACCAAGACCAUCGUCAGCUGACUGGCGCAACCGGGUCAUGCUAUUCAUGGAUGCCCUGGAAUUGGACCUUGUUGACAGCACUCAUCCACAUGGUGGAGAGAACAUUCCGGACCUCAUGCCAGGCUAUCUACAUCGGGAGUUGGUGAAGGCCUACACCGCGUUCAGCUCACAUUGUUACAGGAAUAUCCAGAAACGAUAUUCCUUUGUUACUACCGGACUUUGGGGCUGCGGGGCCUUUGGGGGAAAUAAACGGGUUAAAGCGAUGAUCCAGUGGUACGCCGCAUCCAUGGCAAAUGUACCAGAGCUUCGAUAUGUCCUAGGUGGCGCAGAGCAGAAAGAAUUUGGAGAUGAGCUCAAAAGGUUCGUCGGCUGGGUGGCAGAGCACACUGGGAGAGAACUGGAGCCACGGAAGCUCUUUGAUGUGCUUGUCCGUCUGGGUACAGACAUCCAGAAUGGGGAGUCCGCUGUUCCCAAGCCAGAUGAGAUUUUCGAAUAUGUUUUGAAAAGCCUGUAG